Messenger RNA from Rubroshorea leprosula, 574 nucleotides. NCBI's taxonomy places the organism in Eukaryota, Viridiplantae, Streptophyta, Magnoliopsida, Malvales, Dipterocarpaceae. The record is from the annotation of a GenBank genome assembly.
UCGCCUUCAAACACACACAGCAUUUUCCUACAUUUUUACAUCUCAAAUACCUUCCACAGCAAGAAGGAUGCAUUACCAGGGUGGAUAUUCCAUGGGGAGGAGCGUGGGGGACCCGUUGGAGAGGGUGGCGAAGCUGGCGUCGGAGAGCGCAGUGGUGAUUUUCAGUAUUAGUAGCUGUUGCAUGUGCCAUGCGGUGAAGAGGCUGUUCUGUGGGAUGGGAGUGAGCCCCACAGUGUACGAGCUGGACCAGCAUCCCGUCGGAAAGGAGAUUGAGAGGGCGUUGAUGAGGCUGAUGGGAAGUUCGCAGGCUGUUCCGGUGGUGUUCAUCGGUGGGAAGCUUAUUGGCUCCAUGGACCGUGUCAUGGGGUCCCAUAUUAACGGCACCCUGGUGCCUCUUCUCAAGGAGGCCGGAGCUCUUUGGCUGUGACUCCGACGAUGAAGAAUUAAUGAGAUGGUCUGGUUGUCUUCGUGAUCUUUAAUUUCUCAUCUUUCCAUUUUUAUUACAUGAUUUUUGUAGUUUUAGUAGUUUUACUGGUGUUCAGUUUCUUUCUUGGAAGAAAAAAUCGAGAAGUUG